Anopheles aquasalis is the source of this 660-nucleotide messenger RNA. RefSeq names its product glutathione S-transferase 1-like. NCBI's taxonomy places the organism in Eukaryota, Metazoa, Arthropoda, Insecta, Diptera, Culicidae. Gene Ontology annotation, molecular function: glutathione transferase activity. Gene Ontology annotation, biological process: glutathione metabolic process. The record is from RefSeq and is a predicted model, not a curated record.
GUUAUGGAUCUGUACUAUAACAUCCUAUCACCGCCAUCGCGUGCCACGCUGCUGCUCGGUGAAGCGCUGCAGCUCAAGUUCAACCUCAUCAGUCUCGAUGUGCACCGGAAGGAUUACGUGAACGCUGAGUUUAAGAAGAUCAACCCACAGCACACGGUCCCCACGCUGGUGGUGGAGGACGGUGUGGCCAUUUGUGAACCGGGUGCCAUCUUGAUCUAUUUGGCCGAACGCUUCGCCACAGGCUCCAGUGGUCUCUAUCCACCGGCCGAUCCGUUGCGCCGGGCCAUCGUUAACCAGCGGCUUCUGUUCGAGUGUGGUACGCUGUACAAGUGCAUCUUCCUGUACUACACGCCGGUCGUCCUGGAGCGUGCCUCACCGGUGGAAGCCGAUCGCCAGAAGCUAGAGGAAGCCGUAUCCGUUUUGGAUGGGUUUCUGCGCGACAGUGCUUUCGUGGCCGGAAAAGGUUUAACGAUCGCAGAUUAUUCGCUCGUCUGCACAGUAUCGAUGCUGGUGGUGCUGAAGUUCGAUCUCGCGCGUUACGAGCAUCUGCGGCGGUGGUAUGAACGGUGCAAAGGCGUGAUCACUGGGUACAACGAGCUUACUCAGCGUGCUAUCACCAUGUUCCAGACCUGGGUGGAAGAGGAAUCCACUAACCGAUAG